AUGUCCGAUGCAUCUGACCUCGAUGGUGAAGAAGAAGUGGACCGAGAAGUGGAAGUACUCGGAGGGCUGAAAGAUUUGAUCGUCAGCCAGGAGCCCGUUCCGGUGGAUCCGUCCUACAUGGGGAAUUGGGAUGGAGCUCCUGAUCUGGGCUCGCCAGGUUUCAACCGAUUUGCUGCACGAGUGAUGUGGAAUGCGAAAAUUGGCAGGAAGUUGAAGGGACGGCGCGCCGAAGGCGAAUGUCCACCUCUCCAGCCACAUCAAGAGGCGGUGGCAUUUAUGCUGCAUCCGCAGUCUCCCAUCUCUCGAAUGCUGGUGGAUCAUCCCACGGGAUCAGGCAAGACUCGAGAGAUGAUUUGCGUCUUGGACAAUUACUUCUUGGACCCGCGACCGAAGGUGCCGAUAUUUCCCAAGGAGCCGGUCUGCCGCAACUUCUACAUGGAACUACUUCGAUGGCCCAGCCGGUAUCGGGACUUCUUUGCCUGUCUGAGGCCGCAGGAUGCAGCUAAAGCCAGUGGCUGUGCAGACUGGCGCUCUCGACGGAGGCUUCGCUGGGACCUGGCCGACCUGUCUGGUGUUGUCAUGCACGAGCUGUGCUACAACAUGCGCGAGGUGCUGGAAAUGAAGGGGUGGUUCUUCAUGGGCAGAAUGAGACGUUCGCGCAGAGAGGCAUUCCGUACACGCUUCCCAGACGAAGUCGCCCCAGCAGCACCCUUGCGGGCCCUGCGGUACACAUCAGCAGGUGGUCGUCAUGCAGAUCUUCGGCCGGAUGGAUGGCCGGUGAGCGCUUUGCUGAAGGUUGCCUUUGAUCGCGCACAAGCUGCUGGCAAUGCUUACUCGAACAAGGUCGUCAUCAUGGACGAGGUCCAUAACCUGGUCCGGCUGCAGACCCAAUAUGGUGAGCAACUCGCACGGCUUAGAAGCCUCCUCUCGACUGCGCGCGGCUCGGUGCUGGUGGGGUUCACAGGAACUCCCAUCCUGAACGAGGCAAGUGAGGGCAGACAGCUCCUGGACAUUGUGAAGGGCGCCUUUGCCCCUCCGGGCGAUGGUGGCUUCCUCUCCUCAUUUCCUAUGCGUCCAGUUGGCCUGUUUCCGACAUCCCUUCCACGAGGCGUGCCGGAUGUUGUCCUUACGCCGAAGUUGAGGCGCCAAAUGGUGCACAAGGUCAUGCUGUCUGCCGAAGCCUUGAAGCGCUACGAUGCUAAGAGAAUGAAAGGGCUCCCUGAAAAGCGACUUCGUGCUUUUUGCAAUCUGUGUGUACACUUCGGCAGCCUGCAUGACGGGCGAAGCGGCAGCAAGGCUCGCAUCCUUGCAAACAUGGAGACAUGCGCUCCAAAGCUUUUCGCCAUUGCUGAAAACAUUGUGCAGCUUGCCGAGAAGGCCUUGGUGUUGGUCGCGCACAGCUCUGGACUAAAAGCUCUGGUUGAGCAUUUGCAGGAGAGGUCUUGCGGAGGACACAAGUUUGGCGUUGCAACAAUGGAAGAGCUCGCGGAGUUCAACUCUCCCUCGAAUCUUAGAGGGGAGCGCUUUCGUGUACUUGUCGCAGACGCCGCGCAAUGCUCCGAGGGCGUAAGCUUCAUGGCAGUGCGAAGGCUUCAUCUUGCCGACAUGCCAGCAUCGCCCAGUGCAUUUGUACAGUCCGUGGGCAGAGCCAUACGAAUGUACGGCCACGCAGCUCUGCCACAAGAUGAACAAACAGUAACAGUCCAGUCGUGGGUCGCAGUAUUUCCCCGAUGGAUGCGAUCUCCGUUGGCUGCCUGGUGCUUUCGUGCACAAAAGCGCCGCGAUCCCCAGGACAUGGUAUCUGGUGCUCGUCAUUUGCUCCGCCGGUUGCUCGCUGCUGGCGUGACGGAUCUGGAUUCACUGAAACUACGUCUCGAGCGUUGCGGUGGCUUUCCUGGAAGCCCUACAGACAUCCGGCCUCCACUUUCGCUGCCGGCGGCUGCAACGUGCCUGGAACAACUCGGGCUUUGGGAACAAGCGAAGUUUAUGCGACAGCGCAUGUUCAAGAACAAGGGUCAGGCGCGGCGCAAGCUACCCACACAGCCAAGACGGUUCUCGGGAAGAUGCGCGACCAGCCUGAGGAAGGUUCCUCGCCUGAUGCCGGUCAAAUCCCAAGUCAAGGCCGAACUUCGAGGCAAAGCUAUCAAAGUGCUGAAAAAGGAGGAGGUGAAGCAGGAAGAAGUAGUCGUGAAGAAGGAGCUGGCAGACGAGCUCGACCACCAGUACACGCGGCGCGGCCAGCCUCGCCAAAGCUGCCGGCCAGUGGCGACACCCCAGCUCGGCCAUGUGAAGGAAGAGGAGACAAGAAGCGACACUGGCUGUGGGGACGACCAGACGCUGUUGUCCUUGAUCACGUCUGACCUGGACAAGCAAACAUCGCACCUCCAUUCUGGUGCAGGAUUGCACGGAGAGCCCAGCCGAUCAGAUUCAGGGCCUUCAAUCAAGUCGGCCUUUGCGGCGGAAAGAGACCCGCUAUUGCGAAUGAUGCAGUGUCUGUACUGCGCACAGAGCGCAGCAGAGGCAGAGAAGGAGCUCUGCUUAGGCAUGCGCACAGCAGACGAGGAGGCGCUCCGAAACCUCUCGCAGAGAACACGAGAGUUUGUGCCAGCCUUGGCAGCAUUUCGCAAGAAAGCUGUCGAUCGCCUCAUCUUGGCGACGGAGCGGCGUACAAAGGCCGAGGCGCCAAAGGAAGCUGUUGCAGACAGCGACGGGCAGAGUAGCAGCAUUGACUUCGGGCUUACUGAUGAUGAGAAAGACACGAGAAGGGAGCGGCCGCAAGCUCGAGGAUACGCCUUUCUCUCGCAUCGCCAUCCAUCGUUGCAGCACCACAGCAGCAAGGACCUGUCUGCAGAAAGACUUCGAGCUGCCACCCCAGCAGGUGCGCGCGUCCUACCUGCAUUCCCUCGAGAUGCCCUGAUCCCGCAAACCAUCGCUGCUUCGGCUUUCCAGGCAAAGCCAGAAGCGGUGCUUCCCAGGCAGGACAUGGCCAGACACCGCUCGGAGGAUCCUUUCGAUGCUUCAGGAAAGCGUCAGAAGCUUGACGCUGGAGGCUUGCCAUCAUCCCGCCUUUACUUUUACGCCAAAGUGGCCCCCCACAGUGCCUGA
Molecule: messenger RNA, 3105 nt
Organism: Symbiodinium necroappetens
Lineage: Eukaryota; Dinophyceae; Suessiales; Symbiodiniaceae
Source: the annotation of a GenBank genome assembly